AUGAGUUAGCAAAGCAUUCAAGAAAAAUUAGAGGAUUACACUAAUGAAGUCUGCAAAAAAUUGCGCUCUGGUGAAGUUGUUUCAAUGACAAAAACCAGAUAUAUGGAAUUAUAUAAGUACUAUCCCAUCUAUUAACAAUUCAAGUUGGACAUUUGAAUUUCAAACCAAUCAGGCUCAUAAAUUAAAGGAAACUUUUGAAAUUUGGUUAUUGAAAUAUCUAGAAACCUAAAUGAUUCCUCAAUUAAUAAACUCUUAAGAUUUUGUCGAAUCGUUUAUUUUUGAAAUAGAUCUAUUUAAGUGUCUAUUAAGAUAUUUCUCAACUUUGAUCCAUAAUUAUGAUUGCUUAUUAGGAUCUCCUUAACUAUAUAUUGUGGAAAUAGGUUUGCUAAAUUUUGAUGCAAAAGUGAUGACACUUGAAACCAUCAAGUAGAAAUAUAAAAAUUCAUUCAUUGAUUUGCUAAAUCAAAUACGACUAACAAACAAUCCAAAUUAGAAAUAAUAACUGCAAAGUUUUAUCGAAGUAAAUAAGUUUUGCUAUUUGUAGAUAUUAGAUUUGAAUGCAAUGGCUUAGAGGAAUAGAUUAGAAAUACUAAGCGUUGAUCAACAAGUUAUUGUUGCAGUCAGAUAGAAAACUCCAAAAAUGCAAUCACUUCCAAGUCCUAAAACAACCUUUGAUACUCUCCUAUAUAAUACAUUGUUAGAAGGAACAAGAAAAAUCUAUUAAGAAUUAUCUCUCAAUUGGAUAUCCACUGGUUCUAGCACUGAGUACGUAAAGUUAGCCACACAAUAAGUAAUAAUCGAAGAAUCAUUGAAUAAUCAAUUUUAUAAGAAGUUCUAUACGCCAAUAGAAAUUAUAAAAACAUUUGUAAAUGAAAUUCUAGAACAAAGAGUUGAUAAAAUUCUCUAAAAUCCUCAAGAUGGUAUGUAACAGCAAUUUGUGUAAUUAAGAAACAGUUUUGAUUUAUCGCCCAUCUCAAAGCUCUAUUAAUUAUAUAAGAAUGCAACUAAUUAUAUAGAUAAAUUAUUGUAAGAGUUUCAACAAUUUAUUCGUAAUUAAAUUACUCAAAUCAUGUCAGAAUCUGAAGAAAAACCUUAACAAUAAUAAAUGCCAUAACAGCAAACUAAAUAAACAUAAUAACAAUAAGGUGCUAAAACUAUGCAGAUGCAUUUAGCCUAAAUUGAUAAUCUCUAAAAACUUUAUGAAUAUUGCUUAAGAUUGGUGUAAAUUAGUUUUGAGGAUUCACAUAGGUUUAGAAAUCAUAUGGAAUUAACAUUUAAAGAGAAAUUAAAUUAAGCUGAUAGAUUUAUGGAUAAAUUGUCAAUGUAUAUUCACAUAUCUUUGAAAGACAAAUUAAAAGAAACUAACAAUGACGAGGAUAGAUAAAAAUUUGAAAAAUUCAACAUCAACAUUCUAGCCUUCAUCCUAUUAAUUAAUAGCAAGGGCAAAUUAUUUUAAAAGAUUACAGACAAUCUGAAAAGCAGAAUUUUCAGAGGAGAAAUUAAGAAUCUCGGAUACGAGGAAGAAUUUCUAAAAUCAUUAAGAAGAGAGCAUCCUGAACAUUUGCCAUCAGAUUUAUUAACAGUUUGGAAGGAUUUCAAAUAUUAUAGAAAUUUAGACAAUGAAGUGUAAAUUCUUAUGUCGGAUUCUAAAAUAUUAUAAGGAACGAAUGUUUAAUUUACUAUUUUUACAAGGACAAAUUCUUUGAAAGAGUUUAAUACUUUGAAUAAUAGAGAUAAAAUUAAUCCUCCAAAAAUGAUUUAAUAGGCGAUAAAUAAAAUGGAGCUGCUUUAUUCAAAAAAAUAAUAAACCGAAAAGAAAUCGUUGGUUUGGAAUUAUAGAAUAGGAUAAUCAACUAUUAAUUAUAAGUAAUUAUUAUAUAUAAUACUUAGAUUUGGGCCAGCACCCUAAUAAGUGGGCAAGAUUUUCGUCUCUAAUCUAUAACUCUUUAUUAUUCUUAAUUUAAAAUAAAAUGGAGGAAGAUCCAAAGGGGAAUUAUUAAAUGACAUAGGUAUUAGUUAUGAAGAGGAAUUGAGUUAAUAAUUGGAAAAUCUUUUAGAUUUUCGACUUCUUGUGGAGACAGAUGGAAAAUAUAAUCUCUAAACAGAAUAGGCUAAAUUGAAAAUGCAACUUGUUCCCAAUAGGCCAAUUUCUUUAGUACCAAAGAAAGUUGGAGAAAAUACUGAGGAUCAACUGAUGUUGAAAAAAGAAAGAGAUGUUAAAAUUUAAUCAAGUAUUGUGAAAUUGAUGAAAUCAAACAAAGAAAUGUAUUAUCCAUAAAUAUAUGCUGGAGUAUAGAAGGGAUUACUUGGAUAUUACGAUUUUUCUGCUUAAGAUAUUCUUGCUCAAAUUGAUGAGCUAAUAAAUUCAAAUUACAUAAAAAGAGAUGAAAAAAUUAAUAAUAAGUUUUAAUAUACACCCGUGUGA
This is a messenger RNA of Paramecium octaurelia, 2425 nucleotides long. NCBI's taxonomy places the organism in Eukaryota, Ciliophora, Oligohymenophorea, Peniculida, Parameciidae. The record is from the annotation of a GenBank genome assembly.